UCUCUCCAUUCUCCAGAACAAUCGGAAGACAUCAUGAACGGCAACAGUGGAUCCUGGGUGGCACCAGCCUCUGACUUUGCCCACAAAUCAAUCAACCCAAUACGACGCCUGGUCGAUACUAUGAAACUGGUGCCCAACAAGGACAAAGAUAAGAUUGUACUGACCAUUGGUGACCCAACAGUCUAUGGCAACAUGUGUCUACCUCAAGUGGCAGAGGAUGCUGUGGUGGCUGCCAUUCAAAGCAAGAAGUACAAUGGUUAUGGACCCUCAGUAGGUUUGGAAUGUGCAAGAAAAGCCGUUGCUGCUUAUGAAUCUAACCCUUCCUUUCCCGUUGAUGCAAAGGAUGUGAUUCUUACUAGUGGUUGCUCCAGUGCCAUUGAUCUCUGCAUCACAGUUCUGGCCAAUAAAGGUCAGAAUAUUCUUGUCCCACGACCUGGAUUUUCCCUAUAUAAAACCGUUGCAAACUCUGUUGAUAUUGAAAUCAAAUUCUACAAUCUAUUGCCAGAGAAAUCUUGGGAAGCUGACCUCAGCCACUUGGAAUCAACCAUUGACGAGAAUACUGUUGGCAUUGUUAUCAUCAACCCAUCCAACCCUUGUGGAUCAGUUUACAGCAAGUCACACAUCAAAGAUAUCCUGUCCAUUGCAUCCAAGUACCGUCUGCCCAUCAUAGCCGAUGAGGUGUACCGUGACAUUGUCUUCCAUGACCAAACGUUUCACUCCAUGGCCUCUCUCUCAACAGAUGUACCAGUCCUAACAUGUAGUGGCAUCGCAAAGAGGUUCUUGGUCCCAGGAUGGCGUAUGGGAUGGAUUGUCAUCAACGACCGUGGAGGUGUCUUUGAAAAAGAAAUACGAGGUGGUCUCCUGAAUCUCAGCCAGAAAAUCCUCGGACCAUGUACCUUGGUGCAGGGUGCCUUACCAACUAUCCUGAAAAACACAGAAAAGAGUUUCUUUGACUCAGUCAUUACCAUUGUCGAAGAAAAUGCCAAAUUCUGUCAUGAAAGUUUGCUGAGAAUUCCAGGACUGAAACCAGUAAUGCCACAGGGAGCAUUGUAUAUGAUGGUUGGCAUUCAAAUGGAACAUUUUCCUGAUUUCCCAAAUGACCAAACUUUUGUUGAACAACUGGUUGAGGAACAAAGUGUCUUCUGUUUACCAGCAUCCUGUUUCCAGAUGCCCAACUACUUCCGGCUCGUCCUUACUCUGCCACACGAUAAGGUCCAGGAGGCACUCGGCCGCAUUUCUGAAUAUUGUGCCAAGUAUUAUUCACCUUUGACCUACAAUUCUGCCUCCAGUGAUGCAGAGAAGUAACGUUCCUCUUCAUGCCCCAUGAUGUCUAUGAGUAUAUAUAACUGCAGCAUACACCAUACACACACCAUGUAUGUACAUACACACACACACACACACAUACACACACACACACACACAUAUAUAUAUAUAUCAUUUGUAGAAAACAAAUCAA
Molecule: messenger RNA, 1456 nt
Organism: Octopus sinensis (East Asian common octopus)
Lineage: Eukaryota; Metazoa; Mollusca; Cephalopoda; Octopoda; Octopodidae
Product: tyrosine aminotransferase-like
Exons: 12
Coding region: 34-1305 (423 amino acids)
Biological process (GO): biosynthetic process; aromatic amino acid metabolic process
Molecular function (GO): pyridoxal phosphate binding; L-tyrosine:2-oxoglutarate transaminase activity
Source: RefSeq, a predicted model, not a curated record